This is a messenger RNA of Osmerus eperlanus (European smelt), 5389 nucleotides long. Its product is annotated as mitogen-activated protein kinase-binding protein 1-like. Lineage: Eukaryota; Metazoa; Chordata; Actinopteri; Osmeriformes; Osmeridae. Gene Ontology annotation, cellular component: cytoplasm. The transcript is spliced from 33 exons. Gene Ontology annotation, biological process: positive regulation of JNK cascade; negative regulation of canonical NF-kappaB signal transduction. Bases 137 to 4819 code for a protein of 1560 amino acids. The record is from RefSeq and is a predicted model, not a curated record. Gene Ontology annotation, molecular function: protein binding.
UUCAUUCUCAUUGUUGUCAGGCGUGUGUGUGGUGUUAACAUUUUCAGUCUAACUUAUUUGUCUUUGGGUAAGUUGUCUGUGUGGAUGGUAGCUCACUAAGAGAACAUCACUUUUAUCGGGAAAUUGGACCCUCAAAAUGACUUUCGAAGGAUCAACAAUCAAAAGUCGCUUAAGGAAUAUGCUUCGCUCUCCGUCCAUCAAACUUCGAAGAAAUCGUAAACAAGAAAACAUUGAAAAAAAGGUCAGAUUGGAGAGGGUACUUGGGAUCACAGCCUCUGGGAACAGUGGACUGGUGUCUGACCCACGCUCUGGACUGGUCGCCUAUCCUGCUGGAUGUGUGGUGGUCUUGCUCAACCCCAAGAAGAACAAGCAGCUUCACAUCCUGAACACCUCCAGGAAAGCCAUCACAGCCCUUUCCUUCUCUCCAGAUGGAAAGUUCCUGGUCACUGGAGAGAGCGGUCACCUUCCAGCGGUGCGUGUGUGGGACGUGGCAGAGCGUACCCAGGUGGCGGAGCUGCAGGAGCAUAAGUACGGGGUGUCCUGCGUGGCCUUCUCCCCCAACAGCAAGUACAUCGUCAGCGUGGGCUACCAGCAUGACAUGAUGAUCAAUGUCUGGGCCUGGAAGAAGGACACAGUUGUUGCGGCUAACAAGGUGUCCAGUAAGGUGACAGCAGUGUCCUUCUCUGAGGACAGCUCCUACUUUGUGACAGCUGGAAACAGACAUGUGAAGUUCUGGUACCUGGACCACACCAAACCCAUUAAGGCCAGUGCUCCAGUUCCUCUUCUGGGGCGAGCAGGUCUGCUGGGGGAACUGAGGAACAACUUCUUCUGUGACGUGGCGUGUGGGCGGGGCUCCAAGUCAGGUGACACCUUCUGCAUCACGUCGUCCGGCCUGUUGUGCGUGUUCAACAGCAAGAGGACUCUGGACAAGUGGGUGGACCUGCGGACCAGCUUGGCGCGAUCUCUGUGUGUGUCAGAGGAGCUGAUCUUCUGUGGCUGUGCAGACGGGACGGUUCGAGUCUUCAGCCCUUCUGACCUGCAGUUCGUCGGCACGCUGCCCAGGCCACACCCCCUGGGCACCGACGUGUCGGCCAUCACUCAGGCCAGCCACCUGUUCUCCAAUAAGACAGACGCCCGCUACCCUGACACUGUGGCGGUGACUUAUGACCCCGUCAGCCAUCGGCUGAGCUGUGUGUACAACGACCACAGUCUGUAUGUGUGGGACGUGAGGGACCUUCUCAGGGUGGGGAAGGUCCACUCUGCCCUCUUCCACGCUGCCUGCGUCUGGGACCUGGAGGUGUUCCCGGAGCUCCCAGAAAGCUCUGAGGCGGGCCUGUCUUCAGGGGUCUUCCUCAGCUGUUCUGCUGACAACACCGUGAGGCUGUGGAGCCUGGAGGGACCUGACUCUCAACGCAACGUCCUCAGCAACGACCUGUUGAAAGUCAUCUACAUGGAUGAGAACACUGGAGCCCUGCUGGACACAGAGGGAACUGCGACCGGUAGCUUGGAGAAGGUGGAUGGACAGGCAGCAGACACCAGGGUUGGCUUCCGCACCAUCAGUGUCAGCCCGGAUGGAAAACACCUGGCUUCAGGAGAUCGCAACGGCGUGCUGAGGGUUCAUGACCUCAGGAGUAUGGAGGGGGUUCUCAAGGUGGAAGCCCAUGACUCAGAGAUCCUGUGUCUGGAGUACUCUAAACCUGAGACAGGGCUGAAGCUGCUGGCCACCGCCAGCCGGGAUCGUCUCAUCCACGUCCUGGACGCGGACAACGCCUACGCUCUGCUCCAGACUCUGGAUGAGCACUCUUCCUCCAUCACGGCCGUCCGAUUCGCCUCCAAUGACAACAAGGUCAGGGUGAUUAGCUGUGGCGCUGACAAGAGCAUCUACUUCCGUACGGCACACAAGACAGGCAGGGGAACAGAGUUCAGGUGCUCCCACCAUGUGGUCAGGAAGACCACCCUGUAUGACAUGGGAGUGGACCCAACCUGCAAGUAUGCUGCUGUGGGCUGCCAGGACCGCUGCAUUAGGAUCUUCAACAUCAGCAGUGGCAAACAGAAGAAGCUGUACAAGGGCUCCCAGAGUGAGGAGGGCAGCCUGCUGAAGGUACAGAUGGAUCCCUCUGGCCUGUUUGUGGCCACCAGCUGCUCGGACAAGAACAUCAGCAUCUUUGAAUUCCUGUCUGGAGAGUGUGUGGCUACCAUGUUUGGGCACUCUGAGAUCGUCACAGGGAUGAAGUUCACCAACGACUGUAAGCAUUUGAUCUCAGUGUCUGGGGACAGCUGUAUCUUUGUGUGGCGUCUGGCCCCAGAGAUGACCGUGAGCAUGAGACAGCGUCUCUCCCAGCUCAGACACCUCCCCAACACCCAGCCAUGCAAGACCUCCCCUCUCAGGAGAGAGAUUUACAGUGCACCCUCUCUGGGAGGCAUGUCCUCUGAGAGUGACCAUGACAACGAGGAGGAGGGGCCAUUGAAUUACUCCCACGACCAGGAAGAGACGAGAGCCAGUAUCUCCUCCUCUGGUAGCAGCCAUGACGCGGAGGAAGACACAGGGGCCUCAGAUGAAAGUCAAGACUGGGAUUCCAACAAGGAGCCGUGUGACUCUGUGGCCCCUGAGGCCCCGGCGCGUCCACGCAGGCGCUGGUCGUGUCGCAUGGGCUCCCUGGAGCUCACGGUCAAGUCCAUGCUGGACCUGCGCCAGCUGGAAGCCUUCUCCAUGCCUAGCUCCUCCCACAAGAAAGGCCCCGCCUCCCGGCUCAGAGAGAGAGACGCAGGCAGCACCUCCAGCCUGCAGGGGGCGCUGGAGAUGGAGGAAAGGGCUAAGAAAGAACGCAGACAGCGCCCCCAUUCUGAUUGGUUGUCGUCCACCACAUGUAAACAGCAGCAUGGCAGUGUGGACAGAGGAGGGAGUGCUGGGUAUCCUCAGGACAGCCAGAGUCCAGAUAGCGCCUGCUCUGUGGACUACGACAGCAGAGAGUCUAGCCCAGACCAGGCCCACGAGGAAUCUGAUGGAGUUGUACCGUUGACCUCUGAAGACGACCAGUCUGACCUGGAGGACGAGGGGGAGGAGGAGGAGGGAGAGGUGGAGAGAGGGAAGGUGGAGGUGACCAGUAUGGAUGAAGCGAUGAGGACGGUUUCUGCCACCCCUGAACUGACCCAAGAAGCCUUCCUCAAACUGAACUUUGAGACCCUGGAUGACCCAGGCAGCCUGGAUGACCCAGGCAGCCUGGAUGACCCAGGCAGCAUGGCAGAGAGGAGCAGAGUAGCCAGACUGAGCAUGUCGGCUCGCUUCCUGGCCAGGGGUUCCAGCAACAACAACAGGAGGACUCCCCUGUUUGCCAAGGCCCACAAGACUGAUUUAAGGCCUGGGGGGUCUCCAACCCAGCCCCUGGUCUCCAAGGUGCGGCCCUUGAUGGAGGAGGGGCGGGGGCAGGACUCGGAGGAGCGCAGCCCCUUCGACUCCAGCCUGGAGGAACAGAAGUCCGUGGAAGUGGGAGCUCCAGAGAGGGGCCCCGUGCUGCGAUCCCACCCCGAGAUGAGGAGGCCCCUGGGCAGUCACCUGUGGAGGAUGUCCAGCCCUGUGGGCAGACCUCCGGCCCAGACAGAGCGAGCUGCAACACUGCAGAAGUCUCAGUCAGUCCAGAACCUCGCCUCAGAAGGUCUCUGUUCCCCUACCCCCUCCUGUGGUCAAGGAGAGGCCCGCCCCAGGCCUCAAAACCUGCAAGUGGAUCGGGACCCCUCCAGACCUCUGUCCCGUCUCUCCUCCCCCCUCGCCACCUCCCCCUCCUCCCCUGUCUCCCCCCUCCCCUGGGAGAGCCCCAGGCUCAAGUCCCGCCGCUCAUACAUGUGCCCCACCACCAGCUCCAAGGCUAAGUCCAGCCACUCCUCAUCCACGGGAGAGGGCCUCCACCUGGGCAUGCCACCCAGCAGCUCUCCCCUGCCCCUGGAGGACGGGAGCGGAGAGCCCGCCAGCCCCAAGAGCAGGAGUUUGUUCGAUGACCUGGAUGUUGAGUUUCCUCCCUGUUCAUCCUCUCCGACCUCCCCUUCCCCUGCUUCUCUCUCCCCCCCCCCCUCCCCUCUCUACACGGUCUCGCCCGAUCCAAGCUCAACCUGCUCCCUCAGUGUCCCGCCCUCCCGGAUCCCCCUUCCCAAACAGCCACUCGCAUCACGUCGCAGCCUUUGCAUGGACAUGAGACCCCACAACGAUUGGCUAACUGCUAUAGCUAGAACCUCCAACUCUAUGGAAGACCCUGGAUAUGACUACACUACAGGGUCAGUGUGCAAACAAGGCCUGGGUAAACGGCUGUCCCUGCCCACAGACCAGGUCAAAGGGCAUCUGGGUAACCUCCAACUUUCAGUCUCACUUCCUGUGCACCAGGAAAGAUUCUUGGAUUGUCAGAAGAGGUUCCCAGGGCAGGAACCGCUGCUGUGUAAAGAUCGCCCCGUGGUGUCUGUCCAGACCUUCACCCUGACCACAACCCAAUCCCAGCCAGAGUUCUCUGUCAGUGUGGAAAACUGCAGACAGGCGGCCGCAGAGCUUCACAGCACUCUCAGGAAAACCACCCAGCUCUAUGCGACGGUGCUGGGCUGUGGCUCCGCCCCCAGUCAGGAGCAGCAGGAGAUGAGGAGGGUUCUGGACGAGGCCCUGGACCUGGUCCGAGCUGAGCUGGACUCUCUCCCCCAGAUAAAGGCCAGCGGUGAGGCCAGCGAGGCCAGGGGGGGCGGGGGGGGCGGGGUCAAAGGUGAGGGGGCUCUGGCCCUGCUGGAGCAGUACUCUGAACUGCUGCUAAAGUCUGUGGAGAAGAGACUGGAUCACAAGACCUGACACACUCUCACACACCCACACACACACACACACACACACACACACACACACACACACACACCUACACAUCAACACCAUGCCUGCCAUGCAGUCUUUUCUUCAGUUUCUGUAUGUAAGUCCAUGAGUGAUAUAUCAGUAUUACAUGGUGCCAUUGGAAGGUGUAUAGAUGGAUGUGUAAAUGAAUGAGAUAGAUGGAGGUAUGAAAUAAGUAGGGAUGGAUAUAUUGUUGGUAAAAAUGUAAGCUAAUUCUCUAUUGUAUGACCAAGACAUUCUCAAGAUGUUUUAGCUGUCAGCCUGCUUUGACCUGGAUUGAACACGUGAAGUUUCCUAAUGUUACGUUGAUCAGACUGUUACUGUGUGGUUCUGUCUUUUUUACUGUAUUUUGUGAUGUUGAUUGGAACUCUUGAGAAAAUUUGUGGAUGCAUUUGGAAGACAUUUUCCUGCUUGAAAACAUAAUUCUGUAAGAAUUUGGAGUCUGAAAUCUUCCAGUUAUAUUCUUAUCUUGAAGGUUUGAGUCAGUAAAGUACAUGUAUUUGGCACUGUUCAUUUUAUUAAAUAUAAUUACAUUUU